Leptinotarsa decemlineata (Colorado potato beetle) is the source of this 1554-nucleotide messenger RNA. RefSeq lists its product as uncharacterized. Lineage: Eukaryota; Metazoa; Arthropoda; Insecta; Coleoptera; Chrysomelidae. The record is from RefSeq and is a predicted model, not a curated record.
CGUUAAGAAAUGUUUAUAAAAACUGAUAAGUCCGUAUAAAACAUUUAUGCUAAUAACAAUUCUCAACAAAUGGUUAGUAAAUUUGGUGGUUAUUUGUGUAUUCCUGUUUCAACUAAUCCCAUGUAAAAAUGAAUUACGGCAGUUUGGAUAGUGGUAACACAAAAAAUGAAAAGUCGCAAUCCACAAAUGAAGAAACCGCCGAAGAAAAUACCAAAGGAUUGGGACUUAUUUCGGCGGCACUAUUUAUAGCAGGAGAGAUGGCAGGAAGUGGAAUUUUAGCACUUCCACAAGCAUUAGUGAAUACAGGGCCAGUGGGAGUAGUUCUUUUGCUACUUUUUUGUUUCAAUGCCGCUUAUGGGGGUAUCAGGCUGGGCAACUGCUGGCAGAUUGUUGAACAAAGAUAUCCCGAACACAGAAUACCUACACGGAAUCCAUAUUCUGUGAUUGCUCUCAGGGCAAUUGGAAAAUUUGGUAGCUCCAUCGUAUCCAUAUGUGUGAGAAUAACCCUUUUUGGCGCUGGAACCGUAUAUCUUCUAUUAUCUUCUCAAAUUAUUCAAGAGCUCCUGCUGGAUGUAUUUCCUGAAAUGACUGAAUGUGCUUACUUUCUGUUGAUCGCCUUAAGUAUUACACCUAUGAUAUGGUUGAGCUCUCCAAAAGAUUUCAGAUUUGUAGGUUUGGGGGCAAUUCUCACUACUGUUGGAGCUUGUCUGAUUUUCUUGUUUCAAAUAAUAGUGGACGCUAAAUCUGUCGAUAGAGUUCCCAGAAAAAUCCAUGGUUUCCACGAUUUUUUUAUUUCAUUCGGAACGAUAUUAUUCGCCUUUGGAGGAGCAUCAACGUUUCCCACAAUCCAGAACGACAUGAAGAAUAAAAAUAGUUUUUCGAAGAGUGUUACAAUGGCUUUCAUCGUAAUAAUGCUUCUCUACUUUCCCAUUUCUUAUGGAGGAUAUGCAGUUUACGGAGAGGGAGUCAAUACAAAUUUGGCAUUAUCUCUAACAAAAAGUAGAUUAAUUGAUAUUGGAAAUAUCCUCAUGGCUAUUCAUUUAAUUUUCGCCUUUUUGAUAGUCAUGAAUCCAGUAUUUCAGGAUGUGGAAGAAUCUUUUAAUAUGUCUAAAAAUUUCAGUUUGAAGAGAUGCUUUUGGAGAUCCAUGAUCAUGGCGAUGGUAAUUCUGGUGGGAGAAACAGUCCCUCAAUUUGGAAAAAUCCUCUCACUAAUUGGUGGAUCUACUAUAACACUGUUGACAUUCGUUUUUCCACCUUAUUUCUACAUGAAAUUAUCUGAUAUGGAAAGUCAAGAUUGGCCGAGAAGAAUUAUUCCAUUAUAUGAACGAGUCUACAUUUGGGAACUGAUUGCCAUUGGUGUUAUUGGAGGUGGCGCUUGUACGUUUAGUGCCGUCAAUGCCAUAUUUGGAUCAAACUCAUUAUCAAGGCCAUGCUACUGGAGGUGAUAGUUUAAUUUUAAAGAAUAGAUAAUUUAUAGUUGAGUUUUGAAAAGACUGUUUUUGUAAUUUUGAAAUCAAUGAGUAGGAUUCAAUAAAGAGACAAUGUAUCUUUUUU